This is a messenger RNA of Microstroma glucosiphilum, 1245 nucleotides long. RefSeq lists its product as hypothetical. Bases 1 to 1245 code for a protein of 414 amino acids. The record is from RefSeq and is a predicted model, not a curated record. Lineage: Eukaryota; Fungi; Basidiomycota; Exobasidiomycetes; Microstromatales; Microstromataceae. The transcript is spliced from 4 exons.
AUGGCUGCUUCCUCGUCGUCGUCAUCACAGGCCUCAUACGGCCGCAGGAACAUAUUCUACCUCCGCGUGUCUCCCUACCUCGUCCUUCCCUGCAUCCUCUAUAUCGACCCUCGUCAUGUCCUCUGGCUCAACACCCAUCCCUCCACCAUGCCUGCCACGCUCAAGUUUCUCAAAGGCCGCAUCAUGGACAAGCUGGAAAGGGAGGCAAAAGUGAAGAAGUGGAAACAGGAUGGGCAAAACUGGGAGAAGAAGAUAUGGGGGGACAUCAGCGCCGACUUUCAUCUCGCGUACUUCUUCCGCCGUCAGACAGACAGGCACGCCGUACUGGUAAAGGAGAAGGAGAAGGUCUUUCCCAGCGCACAAGGACGGUACCGUCAGCCGACAUCAGCAAAGCGACCCCGUCAAACUGCAUAUGACGAUGAAGAUGAUGACGGACUCGGCGCUGGUGCCGGCCCUUCCGCCAGCAGACUAAGGUCGGAGCAAGGCGAAGUGGGAGAUGUGCAGAUCAAGCCCGACCCGGAAGAUGAGGACGAUGCUGAGAGGUGUCUGCUAGGUGACAGCAGGGACGAUAGGGCAGGCGUCACAUUCGCUGUGCCCGACGAAGAAGAGGAGAUGGAAGACGUCAAGCCGAAGUUCAAGCUGAAAGUCAAGUACAGGGAUUUCACCAUCUUCACAAAAUCCCUCAUCAUCGUCCUCGAGCCCUCUCCCGCAGCCCGUGCUCGCUCCCCAGACCUCUUCCUCUCACAGCAAUCCGCCGAGCGUCGGCAGCUCUCCGUCACACCUGCCGUAGGCGCAGGCGUCUCGGCGGGUACGCUCUAUUCUCGCUCCUCCUCUCAGAGGGGUAGUCGCGAUCCGAGGGGAAUGAGGGAGGAUUCGACUGCUAGCACUAUCGCCGGCUCUAGGAGGGAUGCAAGGACGGGAAGUACGCCGCUAUUUAGGGGUAGUAUGACUCCAAGCGAGGCGGGAGACACGCCAGAGGGGGAUGCAUCAAGAUUCGACUGGAGCCCGAGCCCGAGCCCCGUACCACGGUCGCCACGGGCAAGUCGAGCGGGUGGAGAGGGAGAUGGAGACGCUCAGGGCGAGAGACUAGACGCAGAGGGAGAAGCAGAAGCAGAAGCAGGCGAGUCGGCCUUCCUCCUUGCUGAGCGGAUCCUCACACAGGACGGAGGUGCGGGGGGAGCCGAGGGUAGACUGGAGGGGCGAGAUAGCGUUGCGUAUGGAUACGGUGGUGGAGAAGAUGAGUAA